Xyrauchen texanus (razorback sucker) is the source of this 1527-nucleotide messenger RNA. RefSeq names its product carnitine O-palmitoyltransferase 1, liver isoform-like. Gene Ontology annotation, biological process: carnitine metabolic process; fatty acid metabolic process. The transcript is spliced from 12 exons. Gene Ontology annotation, molecular function: carnitine O-palmitoyltransferase activity. The record is from RefSeq and is a predicted model, not a curated record. NCBI's taxonomy places the organism in Eukaryota, Metazoa, Chordata, Actinopteri, Cypriniformes, Catostomidae. The annotation marks the transcript as partial. Gene Ontology annotation, cellular component: mitochondrion.
AUGCAUUCAAAGUUUACAAAGCAGGCGGCGGCAAAACAUUGCGUCUUCUAACCUUAAACAGUAACCCACAUCGUCAGCUUUUCAGGAAGAGACAGCGAGUGAGUGUGUGUAGUCAGCAUGGCAGAAGCUCACCAGGCGGUGGCCUUCCAGUUCACUGUCACACCCGAUGGCAUUGACCUGCAGCUGUGCCAUGAGGCCCUUCGCCAAAUCUACCUGUCAGGACUUCACUCCUGGAAGAAGAGGUUCAUCAGGUUCAAGAAUGGGGUCAUGACAGGGGUCUAUCCAGGAAGUCCCUCAGGGCUUGUGGUUGUUUUGGUGGGUUACAUGUCCACAACUAAAUAUGCCAAAAUAGACCCCUCCCUUGGGCUGUUCACUAAGAUGUCAACACACCUACCAGUCAGUAAAUACAUAACAGAAGAAGGCCAACGUAUCGCUGGUGGUGUGUUGGUUGGAACGGGAUUAUGGAUUACCAUUAUUUUCGUUAUGAGGAAUGUCCUUAAGUGUCUACUGUCCUGGCACGGAUGGAUGUAUAACCGUCACGGAUCUCUGAACUUAAAGACGAAGAUUUGGUUGGUGUUGGUAAAGUUAUUCUCUGGGACAAGGCCAAUGCUGUACAGCUUCCAGAGUUCACUACCCCGGUUACCUGUGCCUCCUGUGAAAGACACUGUUAGAAGAUAUCUUGAGUCAGCUCGUCCUCUGAUGGAUGAUGAACAGUACACACGUAUGGAGGGGCUGGCAAAAGACUUUGAGAAAAACUUGGGCCCUAAACUCCAGUGGUACCUGAAGCUCAAAUCCUUGUGGGCUUCUAAUUACGUCAGUGACUGGUGGGAGGAGUAUAUUUACCUCAGAAGUCGUGGACCAAUCAUGGUCAACAGCAACUACUAUGCAAUGGACUUCCUCUAUGUGAUCCCCACUAAUAUCCAAGCUGCCCGUGCUGGUAAUUCCAUCCAUGCUCUCAUGAUGUACAGAAGAAAACUGGACAGAGCACAAAUUAAACCACUCAUGGCACUAAACACUAUCCCCAUGUGCUCAUCUCAAUACGAGCGUGUGUUUAACACCAGUCGAGUUCCAGGUGUUGAAUCAGAUGUCCUUCAGCAUGUGAAUGAGAGCAAGCAUAUUGCCGUGUUCCACAAGGGGCGCUUUUUCAAGGUGUGGAUGUUUUAUGACGGACGAUUGCUGUUGCCCCGAGAGAUUGAGCAGCAGAUUGAAAGGAUCCUAGUGGACAAGUCUGAACCUCAGCCUGGGGAGGAGCUGCUGGCUGUGCUGACGGCAGGUGACAGAGUUCCUUGGGCCAAAGCCCGCUCACAGUUCUUCAGCAAAGGAAAGAAUAAGCAGUCUCUGGAUGCCGUGGAGAAGGCUGCUUUCUUUGUUACCCUGGAUGAUACCGAGCAACGUUACGACCCUGACAAUCCAGUCCAGUCCUUGGACAGCUAUGGCAAAUCUCUGCUCCAUGGAAAAUGCUAUGACAGAUGGUUCGAUAAGUCUUUCAACCUGAUUGUAUUCAAGAAUGGUACUAUGGGAUUGAAU